AAGCGCCUUCGGGCCCUCCCAGCGGAAGCUGGGCCGGGCUGGGGCGGGACGGGGCGCGGCUGGGGGGAUUUUGGUUUUUGCCUCCACCGAGAUAGUGUGGGGCAUCCAUGCGGCGGCUGGUUUGUCUCCUGUACCUUCCGCUCCUCCUGGCACAUGAGGACAGUGAGGAAGUAGUUGGCAUCAUGGGAGAGAAUUUUACUUUUCCAGUACAAAUAGACCGAAAAAUAGUGGAAAUUGUCUGGAAGAAAAACAAGGAUAAAGUGGCUGAAUGGGAAGAGCAUAACAAACCGACAUAUUUUGGUCAUCUCCUCGACAGGAGUGUACUUAUGGAGAAUGGAUCCUUGACUAUAGUUAACUUGAAGAAGGAUGAUGCUGGCACAUAUGAGUUAGUGUACCGAGUAAAUGUGGAAGAUCACCAGUUAAACUUCAAACUCAAUGUGUUAGAUUCCCUUCCAGAACCUAAAAUAAGUUGCAACACCAGUGAUGGUAAACUUGUAUUAAACUGUACAGCAAAUUUCCCGUGGCUUCUGAAUUACACUUGGAAGCUCAAUAACAAUCCACAGAGUUAUCCGAACCAGGAGCUUUCCAUCCCUUUGCAGAAUGUUGAUAUUACCACCAAUGCUACAUGUAUCAUUAAAUAUUCACAAACGGAAAGGAGCUCUGAAAUCUCUUUGAUGCAAUGCCUUCCAGAAGAAAAAGGAGACAGUUCUCACAAACGACACAGAAGUAUUCUUAUUUCCCUCUUUAUUGCAUUUGUUAUCCUAGUGGUAAUCCUAGAAUUCCUGCGCAGGAAAGGUAUAAUUAAAUGUGGAAUAAAAAGAAGGACUGCUCAGAAUAACAGUCCAGUGAAUGGCUCAGGAGAACAUGAGCAACUUUUCCCUGGGAACAGCCAACAACAAUCUAAUUCAGAGGGAGCUGCGUUUUCACACACUGUUCAAUGUGAGAAUGAAAACCCUGAAGCAGACAGAGUAUUGAAUGAGAAUGACAGGACCCUGAAAGACAAGCAGAUAGUUAAGAAUGGUGUAAAUCAGGAAGAAGUGACCCAGGAGGCAGAAGGUGAAAAUGGGGGGCACCCGGUCAACUCUUCUAGCUGCACUGAAGAAGAUCUUAAAGCAUAAGCAAAUAAUUGCUUUGUUGCUCAAACAAAUAUGGAAGAAAAGUGGUAGAAUUCAGUGAUGAAGUAGGUGCUACCUUUUCACUUGAAGGGCUUCCACAAGCAAUGAAGUUGUCAGAGCUGCAUCAAUAAGCCCCUUGAAGACAGGCUGAACUGUUUCCAGUGUCUAUUUUUCUUCUUCAGGAAAGACAGCCUCCUUUCCUAGUGUUACUAUGUGAAGACAAAUAGCAUAAAUCAUGGACAAAAUCUUUUGAAUUAUUUUAUGUAUGGUUUUAACAAGCCAUAUGUUUUGUUAUGGUUUGUUAUAUAGUGUGUUUUAUGGUUUUUUUUUUUACUAACACACUAAAACCUCUUUGUAGUUAAUAUUUAGAGAUUCACAAAGUUUUAUAUAUUUGCAUGAAUGUUGUCAAAUCAAAAAAUGAUUGGUUUUCACUUUUUUUAUCAGUGCCUUUUUACAGUCAGAAAAAAAACUUCAUCAUUCAGCAGGCCAGAUGGGUUUGCACUGGGAAGUUUGCAUUUUCUAGUCUUGGUUCUGGACAAAACUAUGUCCUAGAUUUCCCAGGUGCCUGGUAAAUGGAUCAUCUCCUGACAGUGGUUCAUUCUGUGAUAAAACUACAUUUCAGCUUGGUGCACUGGAACAAAGAUGUUAUUAACAACAGGUUUGGGCUUUUCUUAAAGCUUUUUAUAUUUUUUGAACUUUUAGGACUUUUCAUAUUUUUCUAAGAAUUUCAUCUCACUCCUAGGAAAUAAUAGUAUGUUUUUAAGUUGCUUGAGACUAGAACAAAAACUUGAAAACUGAAGUUGUGUUAUGUAAUGAAGUUUAGAAGGAAUCAAAAAGAAAAAUGCCAUGCAUUAGUAUCUUCAGAACAUCAAGCUAUGGAGUGUUUUUCAUUAUGUUUACAUGCUGACUGUUUAAGAAAUUUGAAAGCCAGUUUGGUUCAUUUUGAACAUGGUAUGUGUAAAGAAUCAUGAAGGUUUGACACUGGUAACUGAAGAUCAGAAUCUUCAGCUUUCCCCUUGUUUUGACUUUUGUCCUUUCCACUCCCACAGCUUCUUCUUCUAUUUGCAGCUGUACUGCAUGAGUGUACAGCUUGUAUACUGUAAACUGUACAAAUGUUCAAAAGUCUCUUUUGGUAGGACUAGACCUUUUAUGUCUACUGUUCUCUGUAAAUGUAAUUUAUAAAAAAAUAUUUAAGAUGUAAAAAAACCUUGUCUUGUCUUUUUGUAAUAUAUGCAUGCAUUUUUUUAUUUAACCUUAAAAGUUACUAACUGAUCCACAACCAAAACGAUGUAUUUUAUACAGGUUUGUUUUUUUUUUUUGUUUGAUUGCUGGGUUUUGGAGAUCACUGUUCCUGAUCCAAGUGUCCUUAUCCAUUCCACCUUCAAUAAAUUUAUCAGGAUAAUGCUGUCUGCUUCUCAAUAACUUUUUAACAAGUCUCCACACAAAUAUAUCCUUUGUUGUGGUUAUCAUGGUAAAACCUGUAGCUUGUUUGCCUGCUUGGGCAAAGCCUUCUUUUCUGUUAUUAAUGUGAGAAAUUAUAGUAAAAAAUGUUGGUAGAACUGGCUGAAACUAGUUCCAGAAACUAUACCAGUUUGUGUCAUGGUCUCCAUUCAUCCCAUGCAAUUUCAUACUAAACAACACAGAAAGGUCUCAUUAUAGUGUGGUUUUGAAAAGUCUUUGACAGCUGGUAUAACUGACAUUGUUUCCAAAGCAAGAAGAACAGUCUUCAAAAAUAGUAGGCAGUUGUGGUUAAUUAACCUCAGUUGCUGGAAGUCUUCAGAAUAGUUUGUGGAAUUUUGGAGCUUGAUCAGAAGUAGAAAAACCCAUUUACAUGGCAGGCUGACAUAAGACCAAGAACUACAGGCCCUACAGUCUCUCACUGCCAGCUUUCACCCUUUUACCUUGCACAGGUUCUUCUGUGCAUGAGAAACUUCUGGUAGAACAGCAAACCACAGUUUUCAAAGCAACAGUGAAGCUUUUUUGUUAAUUACUCUUGUUGUUUCUUUGGUUUUAUGAGGGGUAGAUUUUGGGGUUUUUUUCCUAUAAGGAUGUGAAGUCAUACAUUUGUGAGAAUAAAUUCACCUGAUUUCCUGCUGGUUUUGGUGACAGUAUUUGCAGUGCCAUUUCCUGCGUUCUCUUCAAUUGUCCUCACAGUAACUAAAGAAGAAUAAACUUUGUUUUGCUGUGAAAAGCUUCUGUCCAAUCUUACUUGACAGUGAAUGGAAAAACAGGCAGUUUUCAAUAGCAGAGAGUAGAAGCUCACUUGGAACACAGUUACUUCUGGCCUGUGAAAAACUUGAACCCAGGAAAUGCUGACUGUAUUUCAGGAACUGAGCCUGCCCUCCAGCAUCCUUGAUGCUGGUAGUAAGACCUGUGUUUGUUAAUAAGCAAACUCAGAGUGUGUAGAGGCUGCUGUUAAGUACUUGUGCUCAUAAGUCAUAGCCUGACUGAUUCCUUGG
Messenger RNA from Passer domesticus (house sparrow), 3574 nucleotides. RefSeq names its product CD58 molecule (gene CD58). NCBI's taxonomy places the organism in Eukaryota, Metazoa, Chordata, Aves, Passeriformes, Passeridae. Bases 108 to 1118 code for a protein of 336 amino acids. The record is from RefSeq and is a predicted model, not a curated record. The transcript has 10 exons.